This is a messenger RNA of Penicillium alfredii, 444 nucleotides long. RefSeq lists its product as uncharacterized. The record is from RefSeq and is a predicted model, not a curated record. The transcript has a single exon. NCBI's taxonomy places the organism in Eukaryota, Fungi, Ascomycota, Eurotiomycetes, Eurotiales, Aspergillaceae. The coding region runs from base 1 to 444 and encodes 147 amino acids.
AUGGUCUCUCAAAAACAAGACCCCCACCAAGGCGGCACCCUCUCCGAAAUGGCCGCAACAGGCACAAGCAUCCCCAACGACGCCGGCCUCCAACGCACUAUCCCGUCGGUGCCACGCCCCGACCAGUGCGCCGAGCACUUCCACUUCGACAACGAGGGCCUGGCACAGCCGUCCGCGGCAACCGCCGUCGACAACGCCACGGACAUGCCGCGGUCGACGCGCGAUGUCGGCGUUACGGGCGAGGUGGUGACGGGGACGGGUGACACGCUGCCUGUGGGCGCGGAGGCGAAGCGUGCGUUUAUGGGCACGAAUAUCCCCGCCACCAAGGGGGAUGCACGCGAUGUGAAGCAUGCUGGGUUGACUUCGUCGGCUUUUGAUCGGUUUGUUAAGGAGGAUGGGGAUUCCGGGGAGAAGGUUCGGGAGCAUACGCUGCGGAAUGGGUGA